Messenger RNA from Austrofundulus limnaeus, 2493 nucleotides. RefSeq names its product phosphatidylinositol 4-kinase, catalytic, beta (gene pi4kb). The record is from RefSeq and is a predicted model, not a curated record. Gene Ontology annotation, molecular function: 1-phosphatidylinositol 4-kinase activity. Gene Ontology annotation, cellular component: cytoplasm; membrane. NCBI's taxonomy places the organism in Eukaryota, Metazoa, Chordata, Actinopteri, Cyprinodontiformes, Rivulidae. Gene Ontology annotation, biological process: phosphatidylinositol-mediated signaling; phosphatidylinositol phosphate biosynthetic process.
UGUUUCAGUGGAAGUGGGCGGAGCUUCUCUGUUUCAGUGGAAGUGGGCGGAGCUUCUCUGGUUCAGUGGAAGUGGGCGGAGCCUCUCUGCAGUUCGAUGGAGGACGGGCAGAUGGAUGUUUCUCCCCCUCCCUCUGACCACAACAGCUCCUCCCCUUCCGUGUCCAUCAGCUCCUCCCCCUCCGUGUCCCUCCCCUCCACCCCCUCCUCGUCCUGCGGCGCCCCCCAGCAGGCCACACCCCCUCUGUGUGUCAUCAGCGAAGGCGUGGCUGAGCUCAGCCUGGUGAUCGAUGCUGAGGUGGCCCAGCAGGCGUGUCAGGAGGUCCUACAGAUGGUGAAGCUCCAGCAGGUGGAGGGUGGCCCCGCCCACCCGCAGAACGGGGCGGAGCCAGACGAGGCGCCUCAGAGCACCGCGGUCCCUACCGUCAGUGCUCCACAGAUCCCAGAGGAUGACCCCGCCCCCGGCUCGGUGAAGAGCGCCCGGCGGAGACAGAGACACAACAACCCGUCCAAACAGUCUCUGCUGCUGCGCCUGUUUGAGUCCAAACUGUUCGACGUGUCCAUGGCCAUAUCGUACCUGCACAAGUCCAAGGAGCCCGGAGUGCAGGCCUACAUCGGGAACCGCCUCUUCAGCUUCCCUCACGAACACGUGGACUUCUACCUGCCACAGCUGCUCAACAUGUACAUCCACAUGGACGAGGACGUGGGAGACGCCAUCAAGCCUUACGUGGUUCACCGCUGCAGGCAGAGUAUCUCCUUUAGUCUGCAGUGUGCCUGGCUGCUGGGAGCGUACUCCUCGGACAUGCACAUCUCCACUCAGCGCCACUCCAGAGGAACCAAACUCAGGAAACUCAUCUUGUCAGAUGAACUGAAACCUGCAGGGGCACGGACCCGCAGGGAGCCCCUGACUCUGACUCCUUUCUGCCCUGCGGCCUCCACCGGGCCUCUGAGAGCAGAACACAGCCUGUCACCAUCCAAACGGACCCAUCAGCGCUCCAAGUCGGAUGCCACGGUCAGCAUCAGCCUGAGCAGCAACUUGAAGAGGACAGCCAGCAACCCAAAGGUUGAGAGCAGCCAGGACGAGCCGGUCCGUCUGGCCCCUCAGAGGGAGUUCAUCAAGUCCCUGAUGGGGAUCGGGAAGCGCCUGGCCACCCUGCCCACCAAAGAACAGAAGACCCAGCGUCUGAUCUCCGAGCUGUCCCUGCUCAACCACAAGCUGCCGGCCCGGGUCUGGCUCGCCACUGCCGCCUUCGACCACCACGUGGUCCGGGUCCCGCACACGCAGGCCGUGGUCCUUAACUCAAAGGACAAGGCCCCCUACCUGAUCUACGUGGAGGUUCUGGAGUGUGAGAACUUUGAAACGUCCAGCGUCCCCAGUCGAAUCCCGGAGAACCGGAUCAGGAGCACCCGUUCUGUGGAGAACCUGGCGGACUGCGGCAUGACGGUGGAGCAGCGAGCCGGCAGCUUCUCUGUCGUCCCAAACUACGACAACGACGACGAGGCGUGGUCGGUGGACGACAUCGGACAGCUGCAGGUGGAGCUUCCAGAAGGUCACACCAACAGCUGUGACAACAUCAGCCAGUUCUCUGUGGACAGCAUCACCAGCCUGGACAGCAAGGAACCUGUCUUCAUCGCAGCUGGAGACAUCAGGCGCCGUCUGUCCGAGCACCUGGCCCAGGCCCCCACCACCUUCAGACGGGACCCUGAAGACCCGUCAGCCGUGGCCCUGAAGGAGCCGUGGGAGGAGAAGGUCCGGAGGAUCAGGGAGGGCUCGCCGUACGGUCACCUGCCCACCUGGAGGCUGCUGUCCGUCAUCGUCAAGUGUGGAGACGACCUGAGGCAGGAGCUGCUGGCCUUCCAGGUGCUGCAGCAGCUGCAGUCCAUCUGGGAGCAGGAGCGUGUCCCCAUCUGGAUCAAGCCCUAUAAGAUCCUGGUCCUGUCAGCAGACAGUGGGAUGAUAGAGCCUGUGAUGAACGCUGUGUCUCUGCACCAGGUGAAGAAGCAGAGCCAGCUGUCCCUGCUGGACUACUUCCUGCAGGAGCACGGUGCUCCCACCACCGAGGCCUUCCUGUCCGCACAGAGGAACUUUGUCCAGAGCUGCGCCGGCUACAGCCUCAUCUGCUACCUGCUGCAGGUCAAAGACAGGCACAAUGGAAACAUCCUGCUGGACGCUGAGGGACACAUCAUCCACAUUGACUUUGGCUUCAUCCUGUCCAGUUCUCCCAGAAACCUGGGCUUCGAGACCUCCGCCUUCAAGCUCACCGCAGAGUUCGUGGAGGUGAUGGGAGGUCCAGACGGUGACAUGUUUAACUACUACAAGAUGCUGAUGCUUCAGGGUCUGAUAGCAGCCAGGAAGCACAUGGACCGGGUUCUGCAGAUUGUGGAGAUCAUGCAGCAGGGCUCCCAGCUGCCCUGUUUCCACGGCUCCAGCACCAUGCGAGGACUGAAGGAGCGCUUCCACAUGAGCCUGACUGAGGAGCAGCUGCAGCUGCUC